AGCUCAGAGAUAGGAGACUCUAUACCUGAGGUCACACAGCAAUCAGUGGACGCGGAGUGGCUAGAGUCCAAGUGUGCUGAUGACCUUCCGGUUCAGAUGCAGGAGUGCAGCCAAGAAGAGACAGGAAUCUGGCUCUACUUGGAAUGUCUAACAAUGGCACAGAUGGUCCCAAUUUACUGCCGCCUUAUCUAUCUGGGGAGACAUCUCCAUGCCCUGUCCUCCCUCCACACACCUGUCGCCCUGAGCAUCCUGGGAGGCCUAUUCUGCAGCUGGCCUUUGCUUCCUUCCUGGGACCCCCUCUCAAGAGCCCUCCCAUCCACACCUGGCAGCUCAGGCCGCCCUUGCCCUGGGGGGCAGACAUCUCUGCCCUGUGCUCAACUGAACCGGGAAAACUCCUCUGGUUCCCAAAUCUCCAGCCUAAACCAAGGGUGCAGACCUACCCAGCCUGGAGAGAGACCUGCCUUGCAGGGUUUGCCCAAAGCAAUGGGACUCCUACAGAGAGCAAGAGAGAGACUCUGCUUUACUGAUUUUGAACUGAUUGUGCCUGAAGGGGAGGAAUGUGUCUUUAUAAUGGAGGGUGAGAUGGAAACUUGGGGUUUCGGUAGCAGCAGGCCGGGUCUUCCCUGUAGCCCAGGGCCUCCCUCCCAGCAGUGCAGAGCCUGCACUUACCCCUCCUGCACAGCUGGAGUGGGGGCUCAGUCCCUCAUUCAUCAAGCAUUUUCCGAGAGCCUACCACAUGCCAGACAUGGCUCUAAAAAUCAGGGAUAUGGCAGGGGAAGAAAAAGAAACAAAAUUCUUAACCAGCGUGGGGUGCGGGAGGAGUUGGAUCAGAGGGAAAGAAAGAAGUUAUAUAAUGUAUUGGAAGUGCUAAGCAUUCUGAGGAAAAAUAAAGCAGAUGGAGAGGAUAGGGAGACCUGGGUGGGGGUUAGCGCGAAAGUUUAA
This is a messenger RNA of Hippopotamus amphibius kiboko, 942 nucleotides long. RefSeq lists its product as uncharacterized. Bases 97 to 942 code for a protein of 281 amino acids. The transcript has 2 exons. Lineage: Eukaryota; Metazoa; Chordata; Mammalia; Artiodactyla; Hippopotamidae. The record is from RefSeq and is a predicted model, not a curated record.